GGUUUGUUUGACCAAAGCUCCAAUCCUCCAAAGCUCAUCUCUGUAACCGAGGAAGAGUGAAAGACCAACACAACUCACUCCCUCUCUCUCUCUCUCUCUCUCUCUCUCUCUCUCUCUCUCUCUCUCUAGAUUGUUGAGUUUCUCUCAAAAUCACAACCCAACUACAGCUUAUCCAAAUUCAAGCAGAACCCACAAUCUUCUUCCCUAGAUAGAGAGUGUGAGAGAAAUAGUUAGAAAUUAGAAUAGAAGAGAAGAGAUGAAACUAAUUGGGUUUUGGGUGCUUCUCUCUCUACUUUCUCUCUCUACCCUGUCUCCAAGAACAACAGCAGCAUCAGCCCCCACAACCAACACCACAACAACAUGCCCCAUGGAUCUCAGCUAUGUCCUACGAAUCCCCUUCAACUCCUCGUCAUGCAAAAACUUCCAGCCCCCUCCCAAAACCCCCCAAAUGGACCUCACCAAGAUCCCAUGUUGCCAAACCCUCUUGUCCCUCCUUGGAGUUGGCCUUGCCCAACACCUCAAAGAGACAUCCCUCUUUCAGCUUCCCAACUUGCCCGCCUCCAAUUCUUGCCUCCAAAACUACCAAUCCAAGCUCACCUCCCUCUCCCUCCCUCCCAAUCUUGUCUCGUAUUGCUUUGACCCUAUGCAGUUUGUCAUCUCUCCCAAUAUCUGUGCCAAAAUUGAGUCUUCCCAAGAUUGGGUCGCCAAGCUUGGCCAGAGUACUUCUCUUGACUCUGCUUGCAGGCCAGACCUCACUGAUCUAUCCUCCUGCGGCGCUUGCGUGGACGCCGGCUUUGACAUUCAGAAGAAGCUGAUUUCUGUUGAUGGUAACACUUCUCACAGUAGAGAUUGUUGGUAUUUUGCAAUUCUUUAUGCUGCUGGUAUUGUCAAUGAGUUUGGGCCUGAAAGUAAUGGUGUUGUGUCCUGUAUAUUCGGGUUGUCACCGGAUUCUCAUGCGGGUUCAUCGAAAAAGAGCAGUACCGCUCUUGUUUUCGGCCUAACUGGUGCCGGGGUUGCAGUGUUUGUCAUGUCUAGUUUGUUGGGGUUGUAUUUUUGGUAUGAUAGAAGUUGGAGGAACAAAAGGGUUGAAAGGUCCCGUAUGGAUUCUGGUUUUGAUUUAGAUGAACGAGAGUCUAGGAUUAGAGUGAGACCCAACACCGGUUCGAUUUGGUUUAAAAUUCAGGACCUUGAGAAGGCAACUAAUAACUUUUCACAGAAGAAUUUUAUCGGUCGAGGUGGAUUUGGUCUUGUUUACAAGGGUGUUUUACUGGAUGGGACUACUGUAGCUGUCAAGAAAGUCAUAGAAUCUGAUUUUCAAGGAGAUGCUGAAUUUUGCAAUGAGGUUGAGAUUAUUAGCAAUUUGAAGCACCGAAAUCUUGUGCCACUCAGAGGGUGUUGCGUGGUUGAGGGUGAAGACAGUUAUGAGGAGAGAGGAAGUCAUAGGUACCUUGUCUAUGAUUACAUGCCGAAUGGGAAUCUAGAUGACCAUCUAUUUAUUUCUCUGUCUAGUAAUCAGAGUGAAAUUGAAAGGAGACCCUUGACUUGGCCUCAAAGAAAGAGCAUUAUAUUGGAUGUUGCCAAGGGGUUAGCUUAUUUGCAUUAUGGAGUGAAGCCUGCAAUAUAUCACAGAGAUAUUAAGGCAACAAACAUACUACUAGAUGCGGAUAUGAAAGCAAGAGUGGCAGAUUUUGGGCUUGCAAAACAAAGCAUGGAAGGCCAGUCUCAUCUCACUACUAGAGUGGCAGGAACUCAUGGAUACCUAGCCCCGGAAUAUGCUCUUUAUGGACAGCUGACUGAGAAGAGCGAUGUUUAUAGCUUUGGUGUGGUUGUUUUGGAGAUUAUGUGUGGUAGAAAAGCACUUGAUUUGUCUUCCUUGGGAUCACCACGCGCAUUUUUGAUAACAGAUUGGGCUUGGUCAUUAGUGAAAUCUGGAAAAGUUGAACAGGCUUUAGACUUUUCAUUGCUGAAAGAUGGUGAUAAUGUGAAUUCAAAUCCAAAGAGCAUAAUGGAGAGAUUUUUGCUGGUUGGCAUUUUGUGUGCUCAUGUAAUGGUGGCUUUGCGGCCUACCAUUUUGGAUGCACUGAAAAUGUUGGAAGGAGAUAUUGAAGUGCCACCAAUUCCAGAUAGGCCAAUGCCUCUUGGUCACCCUUCAGGUUAUGGCAAUGGCAAUGGUAAUACUUUCAGCAUAUCACCAGCUUUGAGCGGGCCAAAAUUGCAUAGUGGAGACAUGCUCAGGUUCAUCAAAGACGAAGAGUGAAGCACUUCAUGGGGUUUGAGUACUUGGAAGAGUCCAACAUUUCUAACCCUUUUAGUUCAACAACAUAGGUUUAGUUGGAAUUCUGAUUGAUAUUGUAUAGUAAUGUAAAUACCUAUAAGCUUUAUAGUUGGAAAUAGCAAACCGAAAAAAGGGUUUGCC
Messenger RNA from Prunus mume (Japanese apricot), 2416 nucleotides. Its product is annotated as Protein kinase superfamily protein. Lineage: Eukaryota; Viridiplantae; Streptophyta; Magnoliopsida; Rosales; Rosaceae. The record is from RefSeq and is a predicted model, not a curated record. Gene Ontology annotation, molecular function: protein kinase activity; ATP binding. Gene Ontology annotation, biological process: protein phosphorylation.